Molecule: messenger RNA, 3587 nt
Organism: Nerophis ophidion (straightnose pipefish)
Lineage: Eukaryota; Metazoa; Chordata; Actinopteri; Syngnathiformes; Syngnathidae
Gene: cse1l
Product: CSE1 chromosome segregation 1-like (yeast)
Exons: 26
Coding region: 281-3196 (971 amino acids)
Biological process (GO): protein export from nucleus; protein import into nucleus
Cellular component (GO): nuclear envelope; cytosol
Molecular function (GO): nuclear export signal receptor activity; small GTPase binding
Source: RefSeq, a predicted model, not a curated record
CGUAACUUUUUCACCAUGGUGUGCCAUGUGCGCAUGCGCAGUGUUGUGACCGCGCAGUUCCUUUCUGCUCCGGACGUUUGAAAGCUGGCACGGCGAGAGGAGCUCCAGCCUGCUUGUGCCUUUACUUCUCUAUCUUCUGUCUGACGCGCACGCAUUAGUCUGCCACCAGCCACAACAGGAGCAGCUGAUGUCUUGCACCUGCGCUGAGUGGAGUAGUGGCAGCCAACCCAGACAGUGCUUAAAGUCAGCUGACACGUCACCUUAAACUGUGUGGUCAAACAUGGAGCUGAAUGAUGGUAACCUACAAACCCUCACAGAGUUCCUCAGGAAAACGCUGGACCCAGACCCAACUGUCAGACGUCCAGCUGAGAAGUUCCUUGAGUCAGUGGAAGGAAACCAAAACUACCCCUUACUCCUUCUCACAUUGCUAGAAAAGUCCCAAGACAAUGUAAUCCGUGUGUGCGCUGCAGUCACGUUCAAAAACUACAUAAAAAGAAACUGGCGCAUUGUUGAAGAUGAGCCUAACAAAAUUUCUGAUCAAGACAGAACAACAGUCAAAGCAAACAUCGUUAAUCUGAUGCUAAGCAGUCCAGAGCAAAUUCAAAAACAGUUGAGCGAUGCCAUCAGCAUUAUCGGAAGGGAAGACUUCCCUCAGAAGUGGCCUGACCUUCUAACAGAGAUGGUGACGCGGUUUAGGAGCGGAGACUUUCAUAUUAUCAAUGGAGUGCUACGUACAGCACAUUCUCUCUUCAAGAGGUAUCGACAUGAAUUUAAGUCAAAUGAGCUUUGGUUGGAGAUCAAACUCGUUCUGGAAACAUUUGCUUUACCUCUGACAGAGUUGUUCAAGGCCACCAUUGAGUUGUGUCAGACUCAUGGCACUGACGUCAAUGCCUUGAAGGUCCUCUUCUCUUCGCUCACACUCAUAUCCAAACUUUUCUACAGUCUUAACUUUCAGGACCUUCCUGAGUUUUUUGAAGAUAACAUGGAGACCUGGAUGACCAAUUUUCACGCGCUUCUCACUUUGGAUAAUAAACUUUUACAAACGGAUGAUGAGGAAGAAGCGGGACUUCUGGAGCUCCUCAAGUCGCAGAUCUGUGACAACGCUGCUCUCUAUGCUCAGAAGUAUGAUGAAGAGUUCCAGCCAUAUCUUCCUCGUUUUGUCACCGCCAUCUGGAACCUCUUAGUUUCUACCGGCCAGGAGGUUAAAUAUGACUUGCUGGUGAGCAAUGCCAUCCAAUUUUUGGCAUCGGUCUGCGAAAGGCCACACUACAAAAAUCUAUUUGAGGAUCAAAAUACAUUAACUAGCAUUUGUGAGAAGGUCAUUGUGCCCAAUAUGGAGUUUAGAAGUGCUGAUGAGGAGGCCUUUGAGGACAACUCUGAAGAAUACAUUCGUCGGGACCUCGAAGGCUCUGACAUCGACACUCGUCGCAGGGCGGCGUGUGACUUGGUACGAGGUCUUUGUAAGUUUUUUGAAGGUCCAGUUACAGCAAUCUUCUCCGGAUAUGUCAACUCCAUGCUGGCGGAGUACGCAAAGAACCCUGGAGUGAACUGGAAGCACAAAGAUGCCGCCAUCUAUUUAGUCACCUCGCUGGCCUCUAAAGCACAGACACAAAAGCAUGGAAUAACUCAAGCCAACGAGCUGGUGAAUUUGACUGAGUUCUUUGUGAACCACAUCCUUCCAGACCUAAAAUCCUCUAACGUUAAUGAAUUUCCAGUGUUGAAAGCAGACGCCAUCAAGUAUGUGAUGAUCUUUAGAAGUCAGCUUCCUAAGGAGCAACUGCUACAGGCUGUUCCUUUACUGAUAACUCACCUGCAGGCAGAGAGCGCUGUGGAGCACACAUAUGCUGCUUAUGCCUUGGAGAGGCUGUUUACUAUGAGAGGCCCAAACAACACAACACUCAUCACCCCUGUAGAAAUGGCACCUUUUACUGACCCACUGCUCGACAAUCUGUUCAAGGCAAUGGCACAUCCUGGUUCAUCAGAAAAUGAAUACAUUAUGAAAGCCAUCAUGCGUAGCUGUUCGCUGCUCCAGGAAGCCAUCGUGCCGUACAUUCCCACACUAAUUGAUCAGCUCACUCAGAAACUCCUUUUAGUUAGCAAGAACCCGAGCAAGCCCCAUUUUAACCACUACCUAUUUGAGUCCUUGUGCCUGUCGGUCCGAAUCACCUGCAAAGCUAACCCCGCCACCGUCGGCAGCUUCGAGGAAGCCCUCUUCCCGGUUUUCACAGAGAUCCUCCAGAACGAUGUCCAGGAGUUUCUCCCAUACGCGUUCCAGGUGAUGUCUCUUCUUCUGGAGAUCCACUCCAACUCCAUUCCCUCUUCCUACAUGGCUUUAUUCCCACACCUGCUGCAGCCUGUGCUGUGGGAGCGCACAGGAAACAUCCCCCCUCUGGUGCGCUUGCUUCAGGCAUACCUGGAGAAGGGUGGAGCCACUAUCGCAACAUCUGCUGCUGAUAAAAUACCUGGAUUGCUGGGUGUUUUCCAAAAGCUUAUAGCCUCCAAGGCUAACGACCAUCAAGGAUUUUACCUGCUCAACAGCAUCAUCGAGCACAUUCCCCCAGAAUCCCUCAUUCAGUACAGAAAGCAGAUCUUCAUUUUGCUCUUCCAGAGGCUUCAAAGCUCCAAAACCACCAAGUUCAUUAAAAGUUUCUUGGUAUUUGUCAACCUGUAUUGUGUCAAGUACGGAGCGAUUGCGCUGCAGGAGAUUUUUGACAGCAUCCAGCCUAAGAUGUUUGGUAUGGUGUUGGAGAAAAUCAUUAUUCCAGAGGUUCAAAAGGUGUCUGGAACAAUUGAGAAAAAGAUUUGUGCUAUAGGCAUCACAAAGAUCCUCACUGAAUGUCCAGCCAUGAUGGACACAGAGUACACUAAGCUCUGGACCCCACUGCUCCAGGCCCUUAUUGGUCUAUUUGAACUGCCAGAAGAUGACAGUGUACCGGAUGACGAGCAUUUCAUUGACAUUGAAGACACUCCCGGCUAUCAGACCGCUUUUUCACAACUGGCCUUUGCUGGAAGGAAGGAGCACGACCCUGUCGGGGAUGCUGUUGGCAAUCCCAAAAUCCUCCUUGCUCAGUCCCUCCACAAGCUUUCUACAGCCUGUCCUGGAAGGGUUCCAUCAAUGCUAAGCACCAGUCUAAACGCUGAGGCCCUCCAGUUCCUGCAGACUUAUUUACAAGGAGCCAAUGUGCAACUGGUGUGAGUUUAAAAUGAUUUUUACACUGUUGACUACAAGUUGAACCACAGAAUCCCCGCAGAGGUAAUCAUUUACAAAUGUGGCUUUUCUCUGAUGUUGGUGAGUAGUUUUUAAACAUUUUAAAGACUACAAAGACCAAAAAGCUACGACAACAUAAACCAUGUCUUGAUUUUUGAGGCAAAAGCUGGAGAAAAAAAUCCCUAAUUGUUUGAGUAGUUCUGACAUUCAUCACUUUUUCAACCGGAAAUAACAUUCACUGAACAUCUGAUUUUCAAAUAUAUAUAUAUAUUUUUUGAUGGGUUGAAUUUUCUUUUGCAUGUUUUCUGGAGCUUUGUUCAUGUCUCGUCUGUUUCAGCGCUGUCUUUCCUGUGAAUGAAAAUAAAAACAUGCACUUGUA